Taeniopygia guttata (zebra finch) is the source of this 2425-nucleotide messenger RNA. NCBI's taxonomy places the organism in Eukaryota, Metazoa, Chordata, Aves, Passeriformes, Estrildidae. The record is from RefSeq and is a predicted model, not a curated record.
CGUAAAAGAGACGGGCAACAGCUGCCGCUGAAUGCGGAGGCGAAGCAUUGGUCUUUUUCACACGCCGCGCCCGCCCCGCUGUCGGUGGCCUCCGAGACGGUGGAAGCUCCGCUCUCGGGGCCGCGCGGGAAGCGAGGAAGGCGAUCUUUUAACGAGCCUUUUGCAGGCGCUGCGACUCUGCCCGGGAAACCCACGGGUCCAUGCUGCGCACGCGCAGCCGUGGGGGAAAGGGAGUGCGGGGCCGGUGCCGUAAAGCGCGGACGAUGUCGGGGCGGGCGGGCCCCGCGGUGUUCGAGAAGCGGGUCCUGGUGACGGGCGGCGCCGGCUUCAUUGCUUCACAUGUAAUCGUCUCUCUUGUGAAAAACUAUCCAAACUAUCUGAUUAUAAAUCUGGAUAAGCUCGACUACUGUGCAAGCUUGAAGAAUCUUGAAACUGUUUCUGGGAAAGAAAACUACAAGUUUAUCCAGGGAGAUAUUUGUGAACCUGAUUUUAUAAAGCAGCUCUUUGAAACUGAGAAGAUAGAUAUAGUCUUUCAUUUUGCAGCCCAAACACAUGUAGAUCUUUCAUUUUGGCAUGCCCUGGAAUUCACCUACGUUAAUGUUUAUGGCACCAAUGUGCUGGUUGCUGCUGCACAUGAAGCUAAUGUCGAGAAAUUUGUCUAUGUUAGCACAGAUGAAGUAUAUGGAGGUAGCACUGAUGAGGAAUUUGAUGAAUCCUCACCAAAACGUCCGACAAAUCCCUAUGCCUCCUCUAAAGCAGCUGCAGAGUGUUUUGUUCAGUCUUAUUGGGAAAGGUACCAAUUCCCAGUUGUCAUCACACGGAGCAGUAAUGUUUAUGGACCACAUCAGUAUCCAGAAAAAGUUAUUCCAAAGUUCAUAUCUUUGUUGCAACAGAACAGAAAAUGCUGUAUUCACGGUUCUGGACUUCAGAGAAGGAAUUUCCUUUAUGCAACUGAUGUGGUAGAAGCAUUCCUUACUGUCCUGAAGGAGGGGAAACCAGGUGAAAUUUAUAACAUUGGAACUAACUUUGAGAUGUCCAUUGCCCAGCUUGCGAAGGAGCUAAUCCAUUUAAUAAAGAAGACCAGUUCAGAGUCUGAAAUGGAGCGCUGGAUGGAUUAUGUCAAAGACAGCAACAAUGAAUCUCUGCUUACUUUAGAUAUCACUCUCUCCAGAGUGAUUAGGAAUGAUGUGUCUACUGAUAGCAGGCCUACAAAUGACCUCAGAUAUCCAAUGAGUUCAGAAAAAAUGCACAACUUAGGAUGGAGACCCAAAGUGCCUUGGAAAGAAGGAAUAACGAAAACAAUUGAAUGGUACAGAGAAAAUUUCCACAACUGGAAAAACUCGGAGAAAGCUUUGGAGCCCUUUCCUGUGACAGACCCAUUUGUCCAGCUCAGUGGUCCAUAGUGUGGCACAGAACCUGAAGGAGUUUUUUCUACCUCAUAUGGUCUUCUCUUCACAGCCUGCAAUCAAAUGGCCACAUGGACUCUGGAUGUGUUCAAGAUACACAAACCAUGAUGAGUAGAACCACAGUAUGGCACAACUUUGGGAUGGUUUCAGCACUUUAUAAGUUGAACCUCUUAGUUUCAGCUUGCAGUGCAAUACUCUAUUCUCACUAGGUGUUGAUCUUAAAAAACUGUAUGGAGUGAAGAAUAUUUAUUAUGUUAUAAAUUAGUGUACUGAAGUAAAAUCUGCCUUAUUAAGAAUAAUUAACUGUGAUUGCAGCUUUUGGGACUUGGAGUUAAAUUUGUUUUAGUCCUGGAAUUAUUUGUCUGUAUUAGUUUGUUUUUACAGUGUAAUACAUAUAAUUUUUUGUCACUUCAAAUAAUUAGGUUUUAUUUUUAAUCAAGUGGAGAAAUGAUAUCUUUUUUGGAGAUUAUAAAUUGAUUGACAAAAGCUGAACACAGCACCUGUAUGGUUCCGUCCAUAUCUCUGCUGGCGCACUUUUAGCUUUUGUAGUUGACUGAUUAAACUUACCUACUUCAUAACUUUAAAUGCCCCUUUUUAAGGGGAACAAGGGGGGAAUGAUGUCAAGAAGUAGCAGGUGUUCUCGCUGUGAUUUCCAGAAGUAUUUCCUUAAAUUUUCUACUCCUUUUACUGUAUUAUUGUCUAUUACAUGUUAACUCCUUUUUCUUCACUAUAAUUGUAGCAAACUUGAAAUACUGGAACACAGUUAACAUUCCAAUGGUCUUAUUUCCUGUGAUAUGAAGGCUACUUAGGGAGAAAAUUUUUUUAAACUCUUUAUCUGUAAAUUGUGGGUUGGCAGACCUUAAUCAAUGCAGUGUAUCAGCAUUUUUUCUGUAAUAAACAUGUUAAAGAUAAAACAAUAUUUGAGUUUUAAUAUAAAAUUUGGAAAAAACUCUGUAAUUCUAGAAAUAUGUCAAUGAAUUCUGUUCAAAGUUGAUUUAGUAAUAAAUAUGAUGGUGUAA